AUUUGCGCAGGACAUAAACAGGAACCGUGGCGUCAUGGCAUCCGUGUUCGGCGGAGUAGAAGGUGGAGGGACUCAUUCUAAGGCGGUUGUGGUGUCAGGUGAUGGGAAAAUCCUGGCAGAGACACAGGGGCCAUCUACCAAUCACUGGUUGGUGGGGGUGGACAAAUGUAUUGAAACCAUCAACGAUAUGGUCCAGAGAGCCAAGGUGGAGGCAGGACUGGAUCCAAACACACCACUGUGCUCACUGGGCAUGUCUCUAAGUGGAGGGGAGCAAAAGGAGGCCAUUGACAAACUCAUCGCUCAAAUGAAGGAACGCUUCCCCAGUCUCAGUCAACACUACUUCAUCACCACUGAUGCCAUCGGUGCCAUGGCAACAGCCAGCAAUUGUGGAGGCAUCGUAUUGAUAUCUGGAACCGGCUCGAACUGCAAGUUAGUCAAUCCUGAUAGCUCACAGAUCGGCUGUGGCGGCUGGGGUCACCUGAUGGGUGAUGAGGGAUCAGCGUUCUGGAUCGCUCACCUGGCAGUGAAGACGGUGUUUGAUGCCAAGGACCACCUGGUCGCUCCUCCUCAUGACGUAAACUAUGUCAGAAAAGCCAUGGAGGAAUAUUUCCAGGUGUCAGAUCUGAUGGGCAUGCUGCCACAUCUCUACAGAAACUUCCAGAAGUCGCACUUUGCUGGUUUCUGCAAGAAGCUGGCUGAAGGUGCAGAGGCAGGAGACGCUCUGUGUCGGUACAUGUUCACUCGGGCUGGGAGAGUCCUGGGGAAACAUGUGGUAGCUGUGUUACCUGCUGCACAAGCGCCUCUGUUGACCAGUGACCGCGGCCUGCCCAUCCUGUGUGUUGGUUCAGUGUGGAAGAGCUGGGAGCUUCUGAAGCCUGGUUUCACUGAAGUGUUGGACGACUUUGCAUCGUCUGGCAAUUUCAAUGGCCACUUCCAUGGCUACAGUCUUCUGAUUUUGCAGCAGUCUUCUGCGCUCGGCGGUGCUAGUCUUGGGGCUCAGAAUUUGGGCAUCACACUAACCAUGGAUUACUCAGCCAAUGCCAACGUCUUCUACCGACACACCUUCAGCAGCAGUCAAUGAGAAUGUGUGCGGUCAUUAAUGAUACAGACGAUUGUGUAACUAUGGUGAAACACCUAAAUCAUUCUCAGUACAUGAUAAAAAAGACAGUGGUUGAAAAUAAUCCACAUAAUGGAGGUUCUGAAGGCAGCGUGGUGGUUUUCCCAACCAAAGAAACUUUGUUUACGUUCAUUAUACUAUCACUUCACUUUUUUACUUUUGUAAAAUUGUUUACAUCUGACUUUUAUAAGAAUCAACAAUGUUUACUUGACAGAAAAUGACGGUUCAGUGUUGUGAGUCUCUGAUUACCAUUAUGAUUAAAGUAAGAUUGAACAUCA
Messenger RNA from Solea senegalensis (Senegalese sole), 1395 nucleotides. It is a transcript of the gene nagk, whose product is annotated as N-acetylglucosamine kinase. Gene Ontology annotation, molecular function: N-acetylglucosamine kinase activity. The record is from RefSeq and is a predicted model, not a curated record. The transcript has 10 exons. Bases 35 to 1081 code for a protein of 348 amino acids. NCBI's taxonomy places the organism in Eukaryota, Metazoa, Chordata, Actinopteri, Pleuronectiformes, Soleidae.